Molecule: messenger RNA, 360 nt
Organism: Nematocida major
Lineage: Eukaryota; Fungi; Microsporidia
Product: large subunit ribosomal protein L22e
Exons: 1
Coding region: 1-360 (119 amino acids)
Biological process (GO): translation
Cellular component (GO): ribosome
Molecular function (GO): structural constituent of ribosome
Source: RefSeq, a predicted model, not a curated record
AUGGUAAGAAAAAUAGUAAACAAAGUCUUGGAAACCAGAAAAGAAGUAGUCAUCAACUGCAAGGAAAUGACAAAGGACGAACUGUUUGACAUAGAGGAGUGUGCAAACUUCAUCCAUACAAACCACAAGCUUUCAAGGCACUCCGGCGGUGCGCUUCCAGACGGCCCGCUGAGCAUAGACGCAGCCAAGUACGAGAACAAAAUAGCACUUGAUUUGGGCGUUGAAGUCAAAAGAUGCUACAUCAAGCAGCUGCUUAGAAAGUACUUGCACAGAAAAGGCCUCAGUGAUUGGAUACACAUCAAAGUAGAUCAAGCAUCAGGGGAGUUUGGUCUUCACUAUUACAACUUAAAUGACGAAUAA